Messenger RNA from Echinostoma caproni, 190 nucleotides. NCBI's taxonomy places the organism in Eukaryota, Metazoa, Platyhelminthes, Trematoda, Plagiorchiida, Echinostomatidae. The record is from the annotation of a GenBank genome assembly.
ACCACGGAAACCACGACCACACCUGAGACUACCACAACUCCGGAAGAAACUACCACGGAAACCACGACCACACCUGAGACUACCACUACUCCGGAAGAAACUACCACUCAAACCAGCACCACACCUCAGACUACAACUGAUGAGGAAGGUGAGUAAACUGACAACCAGAAAGCGCUCACAAAAAUACUAA